AUGUCCAAAGGGUCUCUCCUUCUCUGGCUGUUGAUUGAGUUGGGGCAGCUGUAUCUGACACAAGUCUCAUCGGAGGUGGUUGUGACAGCAUUUGUGGGUGAGUCGGUUUUACUGCCCUGCCUAUACCCAUCCUGGUCCGCAAGCAAGAACAGCAUGUGCUGGGGCAAAGGCCAGUGUCCCAAGUCCAAGUGCAAUGAGGAGCUUCUCCACACAGAUGGGACGCACGUGACGGCAAAAAAGUCGAGGAGGUACAGACUUCAAGGGAAUUUACAGGAAGGUGAUGUUUCCUUGACGAUCUCCAACACCGACGAAGGCGACGACGGUGUGUAUUGCUGCCGCAUAGAAGUGCCUGGCUGGUUCAAUGAUGUGAAGAAGAACAUUCGCCUGAAGCUGACGAGAGCCCCACCAACCACACAAGCUACAACCCUUCCACCACCAACAACUGCUCAUGUAAUUACCACCACCCGGAUGGUAACUUCUGCGACUGCACAGCCAACAACAGUCGUAACGACACCAGAUCUCACAACUGUAACAUCACUUCAGAGCAGAACCUCCAGUGUGCUUACAACAACCGUAACCACGUGCACUCAGACACCACUGAACCCACUUUCAGAGGUAGCCACUGAUCUUCUGAGAACAGAAACUUUCCUUCUCUCUAGUGGCUCCCAGAAAAGUGCUGAGAGAACUUCUGAAAACCCCGCCUCCCUCACAUCCAAAGAUUCCAAAGUUUGGAUUCUUCAGUCAACACCCCAGACAUCAAGGUGGAAAACGAGUCAGUCAGUGACUUCUCAGCUCAGAGGGCUACAGAUGACAAUGUCUGACCUGCUGAUAAUCAUCAUUCCCUGCAUUGGAUUCGUGGCAUUGGUGUUGCUUCUAGGGUUUCUCCUGCGAGGGAAAGUCAUGAGAACCACCUGUUUGCAGAAACACACAAGACUGGCCAACACUGGAGAAAGUAAAAAUGUCCUCAGCGACAUACAACUUGGAAGGGAGGACGAAGAUGGCAUGUUCACACUCUAGCACGUGACUUUUCUUAGGAUUAGGGUGGGCGUGGUGAUAUGAGAUGUCACAAUAAAUAUCAGGAUGUGA
This is a messenger RNA of Echinops telfairi (small Madagascar hedgehog), 1086 nucleotides long. It is a transcript of the gene TIMD4, whose product is annotated as T cell immunoglobulin and mucin domain containing 4. The record is from RefSeq and is a predicted model, not a curated record. The coding region runs from base 1 to 1017 and encodes 338 amino acids. The transcript is spliced from 9 exons. Lineage: Eukaryota; Metazoa; Chordata; Mammalia; Afrosoricida; Tenrecidae.